Messenger RNA from Rhodotorula graminis WP1, 846 nucleotides. RefSeq lists its product as uncharacterized. Bases 1 to 846 code for a protein of 281 amino acids. The transcript is spliced from 6 exons. NCBI's taxonomy places the organism in Eukaryota, Fungi, Basidiomycota, Microbotryomycetes, Sporidiobolales, Sporidiobolaceae. The record is from RefSeq and is a predicted model, not a curated record.
AUGGACCCGCUCGCCCACAUCGAGGUCAAGGGCGUCCUUAGCAUCCUGCCCAGGACGAGGCGCAACGGCUCCAGCGUUUUCGGCCGCGACAACCGGGCGUUCGGCUCGUGGGCCAACCAGCGCGCCAGCGACUUGGCCCCGAGUUGGGCCACCGCUUCUUACGAUCAGAAGGAGUACUUCCGGCGCCACAUCCAGCACAUCGCCAACCAGCUUCUGGGCGAGGACACGCACGAGCGAUACGAGAUUGGCGAGCUCCUGCCACGCGUCGAGACGAUGCGCGAGUGGCUCCACGCAGGCGCAGCCGCCCCGUCCUCCUCGAACCCUCAAGACUCGAGCGUCGACUUCCGCGGCACCUUUCCCCCUUUUCACGGCAGUCUCGAGACCGGCCAGGAGGCCACGCCGUCCAGCGACAGGGCGACGCUUGUGCACUUGCUCCAGUCGAUCGUCCAGUCGACGACGCCGUCGGGCGAGCCCCUCCCGAUCCUCCAGUGGCGGACGCGCGCAGCCGAGUCGCUCGCCCAACUUUGGGAGACGACGCAGCCUGCACGACGUGUCCAGUUUGCGAAUCGGCUGCAGGAGCUCAACAGGCGCCUGCAGAACGGGCAGAUCUUGCUCCCGGCCGACCUCCCGUCCAUUCCUCUCAUGCACGACUUCCUGUCGCCGCCUCAGAUGCUCGAACCGCGCUGGACCGGCGGUCCGCGGGCUGGCCACCCGUGGCACUCGCUCGCCAAGGCGACUCGUGCCGGCGACGGUCGUCGCUCAAGCUCUCAUCGCAGCACGGCAACGCGCAAAAACGGCGAGGACGAGACGAGCCCGUUCUGGCCUGCACGUCGGUCCGCCUACUGA